GUGUCUUUGACUAAAAUUGUGACAUGACUGAGGAGAGGCAAACUCGAGAGACAAAGGAUGGCGCCACGUGGUCGCAUUUUGUGACCACUCAUUAAAUCUCAGCGGGCCUUGUCGAGGGCCUGCUGGAGCACACGAAAUGAUGGACCGAUUGGCGGCGAGGCGUCGUACAUCCGCCGCUGCCAUGAGCACACAACUUGUGCUGUUCAUAUCCGUCACGACUAUUGCAGACACUGUUCUCGCCUCAAGUAGUCCUGCCAACCGCUACCGCGCAGCGCUUCUGUGGCCUGGUAGAAAAGGCACUGAAGCGUGUUACGGCACAGAGUUUCUCGAUGACGAUCCUGAUCUGGUUGAGCAGCAAUGCAAAACGGAAGCGUUCUAUCAUACGAAGAUGUGCAAGAGCCAAGUGGGGAUGAACAUAGGAGCAUGGCCAUUGCGGUCGAAAACUGCGGUUUGGAAGAUGAAGGUUGGGGAAGAAGAUACCGGUAAAAAUGUACUAGUUUCCGAAAGAGAUGCAAGGCAUCAGAAGUCCUCAUUGCUACAACCAUAUAGUAUCGAUGUCUUAGUGGAGGAAGAGGAGGAGAUUCGAAGGCGAGAAUGGCGGGAAAUGCGAAAAGCGCUCUUGCUAAAGCAUGGAGCAGAUACAGGAAAAAAUCUCCUCGAGACAAAGCAAUUUGGUGAUUUGGAAGCAGACCUGAAGAGCAAGGUGGAAAGGCUUGACUCGGCCGAGGUCCAAAAGGCAUUUGAAUCUAUCGCUGAGGAUGAAGUAACUCGUCUAGCUGCAAAGGAGAGAGAGCUUUUCGCGACGCGUGGGCAGAUCUACGAAAGCGGGAGCGACCAAGGCCGGCAGGCAUUAGAUUCGGAACUAGAGAAGCAAAGAAAUGCAUUACUGGAUGGCGAUGCUACGGGAACGGGAGGUGAAGCUGAGAAGAACCAAAGUCAGGCAGAACUACAGAAAGACAAAGAUGCAGAAGACGAACGUCUUUCUGGUCGUCUACUGCCUGAACGGGCUCUCUUACGUCCUUUUCGAGGUGCCUCUACAGGCGAAUUCAGCGUAUCAUCUCCGAAGUUGCACUAUGACUUGAUAAAACAUUUCCGUUUUAGCCGCACAGGGAAUGAAACAGUACUGGAACUUGGCUGUGCCGGUGGAGUCACGACACGAAUCCUAGUAAGGUUGUUCAAGAAAGUCAUCUGCGUCGAGAAGCGGCCGCAUUUCACACGGAAAUUUUAUGAAAGGUUUAACAUUAUCCGUAUCUACUUCUAUAUACGUUUUCACAGCACAAACACAAUUCCAAACUGUAGAUGUGGAAACCACAUAGCUGUGGAGGUUACUUGUGGAACAAUUUGAUUUAUCACUUUUACGGAUUCCGAUACCUCCAUCCAGUACUAGAACCACACCUUAUAUUUCAUACUCCGAUUCCUGACUAUCCGAAUUUGGUGAAGGUGAAUUUCGAUCUUUACCAAGAGCACUGGGCUUACCACAUGGCUGCCGUUCCUGUCCACGUUGUUUUUAUCGACGCGCUGCACGACUAUGGUGCUGUGCUCUUUGAUAUCAAGUUAAGGAUGGUCAAUGUAUGUUGUUUCGAUGAUACUGUCACUGACAACUCCUGCUUCUCGUUAGCGCCCGAGAAGUAAUAUCCGCCGCUGCGCCUCAGAAAUGUCUUAUAGCUAGCACUACUAUGCGAAAGCGUUCUCUUUCUAACCUCAGCCGUGCUCGCCAAAAUCCAUUGUUGCGUACAUACAAUCGCUUUCCACGACUUCAGCUUUCCUGGCGUUAUGAGAGCAAUCGAAGACUCAGGAGUCGUCAAAUACUAUGGCAAACGGUGGAAACAUCUGGGAUGGGGGUUUCCAAAUAAUUGGAGACCGAAUAUGAGGAUUCAGAGGACGAAAGGUAGCAUGAGUAAAGGUCUUGAACAAGAAGACGAGGACGAGCAUUUUACAGAUGCGAUGUCGAAAGCAUUUACAAAACAGUGUCCGGCUGUAUCAUCUCCUGCCGAAGUUGGAGGCACUGAGACGACCUCGGCUAGAUCGACCAGUACGACAAAGAAAGUAAUAAAGCGGCCGUCAGCACGUGGAUUGAAUCUGCCUGAUAAAGAACUUUCUGUGGCGUACGCGCAUCAGAUAAAGCACAAUAGUAGCAGUAGCAGCAGCGCCAUCACUCCUCCUGGUACUGCUUCAUCUUCAUCCGCAAGAAUUCCUUCAGGAGCAGAAGUAGAGAUGCCUUGGGUCUCUAUGGCUCAGAACCAACAGCAGUGGGCCUCGCUAACAGCCUACUUCCCCACGCAUCCGGAGGGCCUGCUUGUCGAGCUGAAAGACAAAUUUGUGGCAAAAUCUGUUCUACCACCAGGACUGGCGCCCCAGAUACAUGAUAUACCUUUGGACGAGACACAAGCUUCCAAGGAAAGCGACACGAGCGUCGAAAACACAGUCCUCGAUUCCAGCAGAUCUUCUACGAUGAACCAGAUUGAAGCGGUAGAGCGUAUUUUUCGGUCUAGGUAUGUAUGCGAGCUAGACGACGAUCCGAAUUGGGUGCACACCGGAGAAGGACCGAAACCGUGCACGCCUGAAGCCAGACGCUUGCAGCGUCUGUUGCGUGGAGCGGACCCAGAGCCACUUCUACUGAGACAGGAAGUGCUUUACUAUGAUCGAAAAACAAUUCGGACGUUAUUGCUGCGUCGCUUUCUAGAGAGAGUGGUAGCUGGACUUUCUAGAGGAACUGGUACUGCCGAAGAAGACGCAGAAAUGAAACGUCCUACGCCAGCGCCGCUUUCCGUACUCGCUUUAGGCCCUGAGUUCGAGAAAAGGGCUGACGAGAUUGACGCGCGUACGCUGGAAGGCAUGGUCUCGCAGAUUGAACGAAGACAAUCGGAAAGUAAUUUGGAUUAUGGCAUGCAAUCACAGACUUCUUCUUCAACUGCAAGUAGCUACCCGAAUUUCAUCUGGGACCCCUACUAGUGUGGGGCUCUCCAAACUUACUAACUCCAGCAUUCUCAUUUCCAAAGAACUCCAGCAUUCUCAUUGCCAAAAGCCUCUAAUUCGAGUUGGCCCCCAACAAGAUGCUCCGUAAAGUUCGCCCCUUUGUCCGGAAUCAACUACGCAUCGAUCUCCUGAAUCAUGGCGUUUUUGCUAUUACGGACAUCGCAUGGCAACUGAACAAGGCAAGGUUUUUGCACCAGCAUCUCUAUCCACAACUGCCAAAAGCCAUGCGAUCGAGUCUACCACAUGUUUUUGAAGGUGGAGAGCCUUCGAGCUUGCUCAGGACGUUUGGGUAUUGAGGACGUUUGGGUAUUGUACAAGAAGUACAAGAAAGUGAAGUAGAGUAAGAGCAGUUUCAAUGUUGUUCAUGAGUUCUUGGGUUGUGAAAGACGGUAGAGUAAGAGCAGUUUCAAUGUUGUUCAUCAGUUGGUUUGAAGCAGAAGGUGAAUCUGUUAGGUAGUUCUUGCAAUGCAGAAGUUAUUCUCGCUACUAGAAGGAGUACCAGUACCACAACCACCACCUCUUCUAUACAUAGGUUCUUACAAUUCCUCCCGAACAACGAAUUCAAACUCGUUGCUGGCAACGAGGGGUUGA
Molecule: messenger RNA, 3567 nt
Organism: Amoebophrya sp. A25
Lineage: Eukaryota; Dinophyceae; Syndiniales; Amoebophryaceae
Source: the annotation of a GenBank genome assembly